AUGUUAGACACAACGAAAUAUGAAGAAACCACUAUCUCCACCACACCUGCAUGCCAGGAAGAUCCUACAGGAGUGAACUACAGGGGAAACUUAUCUCGCACAAUCCAAGAUCAGACUUGUCAAGCAUGGACCUCUCAGGAUCCCUAUCAACACACGAAGACUCCAGCUAACUAUCCUAACGCGGGACUUGACAACAACUAUUGCAGAAACCUCGAUAUGCGUUUCACUGCUUGGUGUUUCACCACCAAUCCUGGGACAAGAUGGGAUUUUUGUGCCGUAGGUUAUCUUGACCCCAAAUGCCAAGCCACACCAGCAUGCCAGGAAGAUCCUACAGGAGUGAACUACAGAGGAAACUUAUCUCAGACAAUCAACAAUCAUACUUGUCAAGCAUGGACCUCUCAGGAUCCCCAUGAACACGCUAAUACUCCAGCUGACUUUCCUAAUGCGGGACUAGACGAAAACUAUUGCAGAAACCCCAAUAUUGAGAACACUGCUUGGUGUUACACCACCGAUCCUGAGACAAGAUGGGAGUAUUGUGCUGUUGGUUAUCUUGACCCCAGAUGCCAAGCCACACCUGCAUGCCAGGAAGAUCCUACAGGAGUGCACUACAGAGGUCUCUUAUCACGCACAAUCGGAGAUCAUACUUGUCAAGCAUGGACCUCUCAGGAUCCCAAUCAACACACGAAGACUCCAGCUAACUAUCCUAACGCGGGACUAGACAACAACUAUUGCAGAAACCCCGAUGGAGUGAACACUGCUUGGUGUUACACCACCAAUCCUGAGACAAGAUGGGAGUAUUGUGCUGUUGGUUAUCUAGACCCAAGAUGCCAAGGUAGCGUUGUAUAG
Strongylocentrotus purpuratus (purple sea urchin) is the source of this 846-nucleotide messenger RNA. Its product is annotated as plasminogen-like. Gene Ontology annotation, molecular function: endopeptidase activity; signaling receptor binding. NCBI's taxonomy places the organism in Eukaryota, Metazoa, Echinodermata, Echinoidea, Camarodonta, Strongylocentrotidae. The coding region runs from base 1 to 846 and encodes 281 amino acids. The record is from RefSeq and is a predicted model, not a curated record. The transcript has 4 exons.